CGGCCCCCGGCCCGUGGUUACGCGCGUACGCCGUCGCAUCAUGGCGCCCGGUACCGAAGCGUACAGUGUUUCCAUCAAGGGCAAAUGGGGAUCUUCGGUCAUUUUCGACCGUUUAAUGCGGAUAAAUUUGAGUCUAGAGCUGGGGGUAAUCGCCCAGAGCUGUGCCGAUGGUGUAAAACCGGGUUACACCGUGCAAAAAAUACAAACUGCAAAGGAAGAAUCGGGUCCAUAUAAAGAUGUCGAGGCAGAUGAAACGGCUAACAUUUUGUCUGAUUUUGGAUACCGCUUUUUGUAUGUACCUUUGGAAAGGUUGAUGAUGAGCCAGUACAUAUUCCUUCCGUCAAUGCAUUCUCUAAGAUCAUGUCAACACCGCAGGGCCACCAAGGACGAGCAGUUCUCAAGAGAAAGACUACUAGCAGUGGUGUAGUUGGUGGGACAUCUGGAGUUGACAAGAUUUACAAUAAAGUUCUCACUCUCUUUGAAGAAAGGGGACUGUAUUUCUGCACGGAAAAUGAGGGAACGUACGUAGUACAGACACUGACCAGGGCGCUAUGGUGUAUUACGAAUCCCCAUUCCACAUUGGCAAGAAAGAAGAGCCUUCCAUGUCUAUGGCAUGGAUUUGAAAAUUUCAACGAUCUGAAGAAGAAAAAACACCGUAAACAGUGUCUGUGUAGUAGUGACCUGACCAGGCACGGGGAUGAAUUUUAUGCCCUGCAAGGCCGCCCGUCGAUCUCUGGGAGUAAAUGGAAAGAUGUCCGUUGUGCAGUACGAGAGCUGGGGGAGUGUUUGAUUGAAUAUGCAGAAUAUCUGAGAAUACAGGCUGAAAAACAAAACAAGAGACAAAAAAUGAACCACUGCGUUACUCAGUUGUCAGAUGCAGCUUCAGUAGCAUUUCGUGUGAAAGUUUCGCAUGUAGAUGACCAGUAUCGCCAGAUAGAUGAAGUAGUAGCAGCCCAAAGUUUUGGAGAAAGUGUAUUGUUUGAUGAACAUUUGCACCUACUAAAGCCCUUCACCAAUCGAAUGCAACAAAUGCGGUUCUUUGAAGAUCUUCACCUUUCUGUGGAUGUGGACAUGUUGAAAUACUGUCCUGGAGGCUCCCAUGUUGCUGUUUAUGUGAUUUGUAAAGUACCAGUAGAUAGACCAUACAGCCAAGCACCUACCGAUGCAGCGAAACUGUUGGCGGCAAACCAAAUGUAUUAACCUCAGUACCAUACACAUGCAAUGAAACAACACUUCAGGAAAAGGUACUCUGGUAUUGUGAAACAGCCCCAUGUUCUCAGAUCAUUAUACUCUGAGCUCAGUAUGGAUGCCUCUGUGGACCAAAAUCCAGAGAUGGAUGCAAGGAUGCGCAUGGCCCUGGAGGGAGAAGUUGGAAUUGUUGUGGAUCUUCGCACAGAGAAUAAAGGUCGCCCAGGGAACAAGUUUGAUACAUUCUUUGAACAUCUGGAAACAGAAAUA
Patiria miniata (bat star) is the source of this 1458-nucleotide messenger RNA. RefSeq lists its product as uncharacterized. Lineage: Eukaryota; Metazoa; Echinodermata; Asteroidea; Valvatida; Asterinidae. Bases 361 to 1200 code for a protein of 279 amino acids. The record is from RefSeq and is a predicted model, not a curated record. The transcript has 5 exons.